CAGGAAGGAACACAAUGUACCAAAUGUAAAAAUAACUGGGCACUGAAGUUUUCUAUCAUAUUAUUAUACAUUUUGUGUGCCUUGUUAACAAUCACAGUAGCCAUUUUGGGAUACAAAGUUGUAGAGAAAAUGGACAGUGUUACAGGUGGCAUGGAGACAUCUCGCCAAACCUAUGAUGACAAGCUCACAGCAGUGGAAAGCGACUUGAAAAAAUUAGGGGACCAAACUGGGAAGAAAGCUCUCAGCACCAACUCAGAACUCUCCACCUUCAGGUCAGACAUUCUGGAUCUUCGUCAGCAACUUCGUGAGAUUACAGAAAAGACUAGCAAGAACAGAGAUACGCUGGAGAAGUUACAGGUGAGCGGGGAUGCGUUGGUGGACCAGCAGAGUCAGCUGAAAGAAACUUUGGAGAAUAACUCCUUCCUCAUCACCACUGUAAACAAAACCCUCCAGGCAUAUAACGGCUAUGUUACAAAUCUGCAGCAAGACACGAGUGUGCUUCAGGGCAACCUGCAGAGCCAGAUGUAUUCUCACAGCGUGGUCAUCAUGAACCUCAACAACCUGAACCUGACCCAGGUGCAGCAAAGGAACCUCAUCACAAAUCUGCAGCGCUCUUUGGAUGACACAAGCCAGGCAAUCCAGCGAAUCAAGAAUGACUUCCAAAACCUGCAGCAGGUUUUCCUUCAAGCCAAGAAGGACACGGAUUGGCUGAAGGAGAAAGUGCAGAGCCUGCAGACGCUGGCUGCCAAUAACUCUGCCUUGGCCAAAGCCAACAAUGACACCCUGGAGGACAUGAACAGCCAGCUCAGCUCCUUUGCAGGGCAGAUGGACAACAUCACUACGGCCUCCCAAGCCAAUGAGCAGAACCUGAAAGAUCUGCAGGAUGUACACAGGGAUGCAGAGAACAGAACGGCUGUCAAGUUCAGCCAGCUGGAGGAGCGCUUCCAGCUCUUUGAGACCGACAUUGUGAACAUCAUUAGCAAUAUUAGCUACACGGCCCACUACCUACGGACACUGACCAGCAACCUGAAUGAAGUCAGGACCACGUGCACGGAUACGCUGACCAAACACACGGAUGAUCUGACCUCCUUGAAUAACACACUGGCCAACAUCCGUUUGGAUUCUGUUUCUCUCAGGAUGCAACAAGAUUUGAUGAGGUCGAGGUUGGACACUGAAGUGGCCAACUUAUCAGUGAUUAUGGAAGAAAUGAAGCUGGUGGACUCCAAGCAUGGUCAGCUCAUCAAGAAUUUUACAAUACUACAAGGUCCUCCUGGCCCCAGGGGUCCGAAAGGUGACAGAGGACAGCAGGGACCCCCGGGUCCCACUGGCAACAAGGGACAGAAAGGAGAGAAGGGGGAGCCUGGCCCUCCCGGCCCGGCCGGUGAGAGGGGCCCGAUCGGGCCGGUCGGCCCCCCUGGAGAGCGUGGCGGCAAAGGCUCCAAAGGCCUGCAGGGCCCCAAAGGCUCCCGCGGGUCCCCUGGGAAGCCUGGCCCUCAGGGCCCCAGUGGGGACCCAGGCCCCCCCGGCCCACCAGGCAAGGACGGACUCCCGGGCCCCCAGGGCCCCCCCGGCUUCCAGGGACUGCAGGGCACUGUGGGGGAGCCUGGGGUGCCCGGGCCGAGGGGUCUGCCGGGCUUGCCUGGGGUGCCGGGCAUGCCGGGUCCCAAGGGCCCCCCCGGUCCCCCGGGCCCAUCAGGGGCAGCGGUGCCCCUGGCCCUGCAGAGCGAGCCAACUGCAGCACCCGAGGCCAACGGCUGCCCGCCUCACUGGAAGAACUUCACAGACAAAUGCUACUAUUUUUCGGUUGAAAAAGAAAUUUUUGAGGAUGCAAAACUUUCCUGUGAAGACAAGUCUUCACAUCUCAUUUUCAUAAACACAAGAGAGGAACAGCAAUGGAUCAAAAAGCAGAUGGUAGGGAGAGAGAACUACUGGAUCGGCCUCACAGACUCAGAGCAGGAAAACGAAUGGAAGUGGCUGGAUGGGACAUCUCUAGAGUAUAAAAAUUGGAAAGCUGGACAGCCAGAUAACUGGGGUCAUGGCCAUGGGCCUGGAGAAGACUGUGCUGGGCUGAUUUAUGCUGGGCAGUGGAACGACUUCCAAUGUGAGGACAUCAAUAACUUCAUUUGCGAAAAAGACAGAGAGACAGUACUAUCACCUGCGUUAUAAUGGACUGUGAUAUAAUAAGAGCAAAUUUUCGGACAGUUCUCAAAGGCAAAAGAUACUUCUUCCUCAUUGCAUCACCUUCUCACCAGAUUGAAAAAAAGCACUGAAAACCAAUUACUGAAAAAUUGACAGCCAGCGUUCUUUACCAUCUGCCAUUACUUAAGGACUUGGGAACAAAAAUUGAUUUUCAGUAUGCAAAUGGACUGAAUCACAUAGAUUUUUCUCAGCCAGUAAUCGUACAGUUAUGCAAAUCAUGUCUUCCAGAGUAUGGAAUGCUCCAAUCAGAAAAAAGAUUAUCAUUGGUUGUUGAGAUUUAGGAAGAACUGAAAACGUAUACUGUGUAAACAGUACCUUACAUUUCUAAAAUCCCACAUGUAGGAAAAAUAUGCAGAUAUAUAGGUCAACUUUUAGUAACAAUAUGAAAUAUACUUAAAGAGCUUUUAAAACUUUGUAUUUUUGUACAAAAUAUUUGCCUUUUUACAAUUUUUUUCUUUUUUUUUGUUAUUUUACCAAUAUAGUACACGAAGCCAAAGAAAACAAUAAUGGUACUAAUAAAAACUCAUAGGGUUUCUUGUCAGAUUUAAUUCUA
This is a messenger RNA of Lipotes vexillifer (Yangtze River dolphin), 2752 nucleotides long. RefSeq names its product collectin subfamily member 12 (gene COLEC12). The coding region runs from base 130 to 2166 and encodes 678 amino acids. NCBI's taxonomy places the organism in Eukaryota, Metazoa, Chordata, Mammalia, Artiodactyla, Lipotidae. The transcript has 8 exons. The record is from RefSeq and is a predicted model, not a curated record.